AUGCCUGUGGACACGCUGACUCCGGGAGCCCGGGACACCCCUGCCCUACCUAUCCGCCUACGGACCAAGGUUCCUGGCUACCUGCUCCGGCGGCCAGCGGACGGUGGAGCCCGGAAACCUAGUGCUGUCGAGCGCCUGGAGGCCGACAAGGCCAAGUACGUCAAGAGCCUGCAUGUGGCCAACACUCGUCAGGAGCCUGUGCAGCCCCUGCUGUGCAAACAGCCCCUCUUCAGCCCUGGAACUCGCCGCACCGUGCUCACACCUAGCCGCCGAGCCCUGCCUGGUCCCGGCCGCCGGCCCCAGCUGGACUUGGACAUCCUUAGCAGCCUCAUCAACUUGUGUGAUAGUCCUGUGUCCCCUGCUGAGGCCAGCCGUACCCCUGGAUGGGCUGAGGGGGCCAGGCAGCCUCCCCCGGCCACGCCUCCACGCCCACCACCGAGUAUUGCUGCAGUCCGGCGAGUGGAUGUCCUGCCCCUGCCGGUGUCACCUGUCCAGCCCUGCUCAUCGCCAGGCCCUGCCGCUGCCUCUAGCCCAGUCAGGCCCCCAGGUUUGCAACGCUCCAAGUCGGACCUGAGUGAGCGCUUCUCACGGGCAGCAGCUGACCUGGAGCGAUUCUUUAACUUCUGUGGCCUGGACCCGGAGGAGGCACAGGGAUUGGGUGUGGCCCACCUAGCGCGGGCCAGCUCAGACAUCGUGUCACUGGCGGGCCCCAGUGCUGGGCCAGCCAGCUCCGAGGGGGACUGCUCCCGCCGCAGCUCUGUCACCAUCGAGGAUGGGGCUCGGGAGCGUGUCCCCUAUGGCGUGUCAGUGAUAGAGCGCAACGCCCGCGUAAUCAAAUGGCUGUAUGGGUUGCGGCAGGCGCGGGAGUCUCCAGCAGCUGAAGGCUAG
Molecule: messenger RNA, 888 nt
Organism: Budorcas taxicolor (takin)
Lineage: Eukaryota; Metazoa; Chordata; Mammalia; Artiodactyla; Bovidae
Gene: FAM110A
Product: family with sequence similarity 110 member A
Exons: 1
Coding region: 1-888 (295 amino acids)
Source: RefSeq, a predicted model, not a curated record